This is a messenger RNA of Balaenoptera ricei (Rice's whale), 3471 nucleotides long. RefSeq names its product solute carrier family 29 member 2 (gene SLC29A2). Gene Ontology annotation, cellular component: plasma membrane; basolateral plasma membrane. The coding region runs from base 608 to 2065 and encodes 485 amino acids. NCBI's taxonomy places the organism in Eukaryota, Metazoa, Chordata, Mammalia, Artiodactyla, Balaenopteridae. Gene Ontology annotation, biological process: uridine transmembrane transport; nucleoside transmembrane transport; thymine transport. The transcript has 11 exons. Gene Ontology annotation, molecular function: nucleoside transmembrane transporter activity. The record is from RefSeq and is a predicted model, not a curated record.
CGGCCGGGGCUCUGCGGGCGCGCGGCGACCCGGCCCCUCGGCGGUCUCCCAAGUUAGCCGGCGCUAGCAGCGCCACGGCACCACCUCCGACUUGCCGGAGCCGGGAGAACCCUUCACCAGGUCAGCUCCACAGCACUCCGCUGGGGGGUGGGGGGCACCUUCCCCACUACCUCCCCCCACCCUGCCCGCACUGGUCCGGGCCAGGCGCCCGCAGAGAGGGGAGGCGGCGGGGGAAUCUUCCCGAGUCACCGCCUCUCGGGCGGCGCGAGGUGCCGUGGGGUCCGGGGACGGCGAGGUCGGGCCGGGAUCAGACGCGGGAGUCUGGAGUCCCCAGUCCUGAGGCCGGGAGGGGUGGUGCGACCCUCUGUCUCCGCCCCGGGGGCGGAGCCGAGGUCGGAGCCUGCGGAGCCUGAGACCAGGCGAAAUCGGCUCGAGGCUCCCUGCCCGGCUCCAGCCUCCCCUCGGGGAGACCCGACCCCCCCUUCCCCUGUCCACCACCUGCAAGACCCAGCUUCCCGGGUCCCCGGCUCGGCCCACGGGCCCCGGAGCAGGUGCAGGUGCGGCUUCCCCAUCUCUCUCCCACCCGGGCGCAUCCCGCUGGGCGGCCAUGGCGCGAGGAGACGCCCCGCAGGACAGCUACCACCUGGUCGGGAUCAGCUUCUUCAUCCUGGGGCUGGGCACCCUCCUUCCCUGGAACUUCUUCAUCACAGCCAUCCCGUACUUCCAGGGGCGUCUGGCAGGGGCCAAUGGCACCACCGAGACCCUGGGCACCAACCACACGAGUCCUGCAGAUACCUUCAACUUCAACAACUGGGUGACACUGCUGUCCCAGCUGCCUCUGCUGUUCUUCACACUCCUCAACUCCUUCCUGUACCAGUGCGUCCCUGAGACGGUGCGGAUUCUGGGCAGCCUGCUGGCCAUCCUGCUGCUCUUCACCCUGACGGCGGUGUUGGUCAAGGUGGACAUGAGCCCCGGGCCCUUCUUCUCCAUCACCAUGGCCUCUGUCUGGUUCAUCAACUCCUUCUGUGCAGUUCUGCAGGGCAGCCUCUUCGGGCAACUGGGCACCAUGCCUUCCACGUACAGCACCCUCUUCCUCAGCGGCCAGGGCCUGGCUGGGAUCUUCGCUGCUCUUGCCAUGCUCAUGUCCAUGGCCAGUGGCGUGGAUGCGCAGACCUCCGCCCUGGGGUACUUCAUCACGCCCUGCGUGGGCAUCCUCAUGUCCAUCGUGUGUUACCUGAGCCUGCCCUACCUGAAGUUUGCCCGCUACUACCUGGCCAAGAAACCAUCAAAGGCACAAGGUCAAGAGCUGGAGACCAAAGCUGAGCUCCUCAAGUCUGAUCUGGCUGACGGCGCUGUGCCUCGUGUUGGUCUUCACAGUCACCCUGUCUGUCUUCCCAGCCAUCACGGCCAUGGUGACCAGCUCCACCAGCCCCGGGAAGUGGAGUCAGUUCUUCAACCCCAUCUGCUGCUUCCUUCUCUUCAACGUCAUGGACUGUCUGGGACGGAGCCUGACCUCUUACUUCCUGUGGCCAGACGAAGACAGCCGGCUGCUGCCCCUGCUGGUCUGCCUGCGCGUCCUGUUUGUGCCACUCUUCAUGCUGUGCCACGUGCCCGAGAGGUCCCGGCUGCCCAUCCUCUUCCCACAGGACGCCUACUUCAUCACUUUCAUGCUGCUUUUUGCUGUUUCAAAUGGUUACCUGGUGUCCCUCACCAUGUGCCUGGCGCCCAGGCAGGUGCUGCCACACGAGAGGGAGGUGGCCGGCACCCUCAUGACCUUCUUCCUGGCUCUGGGGCUGUCCUGUGGAGCCUCCCUCUCUUUCCUCUUCAAGGCGCUGCUCUGAAGUGCUCCAUCCAGGGCUCUCCCAGCAUCUUCUCUUCGGAGCUGAGACCCAGCACAGGGGGAAUGGUGGGCCGGGCUCAAGCCUCUGCUGAGCUGGGGCCCUGCGGUCUGGGGGUGCCAGGAAGAGGCAGGUGCUGUUCUCCUUCCUGGGCUGGUGACCACCUGGAGUGCUGCAAGGAAGAAUUCACCACCUGCCAUUCUAACCCUCCCCAGGAGUGGAGCUGACGCACAGAGACAGACUAUCUAGAUGCACACAGACCUCACUGAAAGGGUGAUGAUCAUGAAAAAGAGGGCCGAGGACAAUGGCCCUUCCUCGCCAUCAGGAGUGCAUUGGUUAAUCAUGAGAAACUCACUGGCCAAGUGCCGGGGCUCAGAGGCCACAGGUGGGACCUUGCCAACUGUGUGGCUGGUGUGGCCGCAGCUUCAGAUUCAGAGUGGGAGCGGGGGCCAGCCCUGGGCAGGAGCUCCUCUUCUCUCCCGGCCUCAGCGACCCCAUGGUCAAGUCUCCUGGACUCCAGAACAGAGGAUUCCAGGGAAGUGGAAGGGACAGGGAGAAGGAGUUCAGGAUCUGAGGGUGCUCGAAGGACCCUCUGGGCCUCAAACAGUGUUUUCGUCGCCAGCAUUUACUGUGUCCACUCCCCAGAGCCCACCUGGGCCUGGGUCCCAGAACUGCAGUUAGCCUGCAUGUGUGCACUGCACUUUACAGUUUGCAAAGCUCUUUUGCACCUGCUCUCUCACUGAAGCCACACUGAGGCCCUUGGAGGGAGGCCAGCAGGGAUUGUGCUCCCCUCUGUACAGGUGAGGAAACCGAGUCCCAGGGGGAAGUGACCAGUUCUUGGCAGAGCCAGGACCCAGCCCCCACCUCCCUGUAGGUGCUGUUCUUCCUGCCCACUGCCUGCUUCCCUUUUCCUUGAGGGGCUCAAGGCGAGAGCCCUAAGCACUUACUCCACCUUUUUGCUUGAUUUUUCCCUCUGACCCUGCUCCUGGGUCUAAUAAUAACCUUCUCCAUUUGUACAAUGAAUUCACUUUCCAAAGCGCUUUCAGCUCUGUUGGCUUCGAUGAGCUGGGUGGGGUGGGGAUGAUUGUACCCAUUUGACAGAUGGGAUGACCAAGGCCCUGAGAGGGGCAGGGACUUGUGGGGAUCCCUGCACUGGGCCCUCUUGACCACAUCAUGGCCCAGGCCCCCUUGACCACAUCAUGGCCCAUUAUCUACCAGGGGUGCUGGCCUGCAAGGAGCCCUGUGCUCCCGGGCAGAGCGCCUGGCCGCAUGGAUGACUAUCGCUCUCUCCCCCACCGGUGUCCUCUGCUUCCCCAGGCUCCCCCUUCUCAGAAAUGGAGACUCAGAGAGGCAGUCAGCCAAUUCUCCAGAGGGACGCAGGAAAGGCCUGCUUGGCCACACACCUGUGCUACCCUGCCCAGCACAGAGAAAAGCAGGGGGUUUUGAGAUUACAGGCGGCGGCCUUUCUGCCCACUUGCCCUCCUGCCUUCUGUGACCAUUCCCUCAGCAGCUAUUAUAUGCCAGGCGCUGAGCCAGCGCAGGCCCCCUGCUCAGAAGCCAGAGGCUGCUUUGCUACCAAAGAGGAAAGUGAGGCAAGCUAUGACCUUGGGAGCUGAAAUAAAGCCACACUCCU